Molecule: messenger RNA, 3098 nt
Organism: Mercenaria mercenaria
Lineage: Eukaryota; Metazoa; Mollusca; Bivalvia; Venerida; Veneridae
Product: speckle-type POZ protein-like
Exons: 7
Coding region: 701-1516 (271 amino acids)
Biological process (GO): regulation of proteolysis; proteasome-mediated ubiquitin-dependent protein catabolic process
Cellular component (GO): cytoplasm
Molecular function (GO): ubiquitin protein ligase binding
Source: RefSeq, a predicted model, not a curated record
UGUAUUUACAUUGCUGUCAAUAUUGCCAGUUAUGUCCACAGCCAAAACUAUGUUUACUUAGGCACUUCUUCACAACAAGCUGGCAGAUUGUAUUAUUGGGGCAAAGAAUUGCUCUUAGUUUAAAUUUCUGAUCCUGUCAAUACCUGUGAUAAUUUUACAAAAGACAUUUUAUCCUUUAGCGUUGUUUUCCAUCCUUCAAAUAAAUGCCUGUUAUACAGGUAACAGCAUCUCCCUACAGGCUAGUGACUGUAGUACUGUUAAAACAGUCUUAUAAUCUCUACAAUUAUCUAAACUUUACCCUGCUAAGUUUCUAAAAUGGACUGGUCCAACAUUCAAUUUGGGCAGUUCCACUUGUCAUUCAAAGGGAUGUUCACUGAAAAUUCACUGACUGAUUAGCAAGCAGUGCAGACCAUGAUCAGCCUGCAUGGACGUUCAAGCUGAUCUUGGUCUGCACUGGUCUUAAAGGCAGAAUGGCUGCCAGCAGGCUAAAGGUUAAACUAGACCAUGUUUGUUUACUAGACUAACAUGAAAAGAUGCCCAGGCUCCAUGAUUUAUGUAGCAGACACACACAUGGACUUGAUCAAAUUUUAACAGAUUUUGUGGUAUUUCUUGUAUUUACAUACAUAGAUGGAAUGCAGAUCAGCUGAUAGGUGCUCCGAAAGUGUACCCAGCUUAUGGAGACAAGCAAGGAGCCUGGGCAAUGAAAAUAAAAGAUGCUAAUCAGUUUAUUGAGGUAGAGUUCAAGGAACCCGUGUAUGUUACAGGUAUAGAUAUAUAUGAGACAUACCAUGCUGGUGGGGUAAAAGCAAUUAAAGCCCUUGGUGAUGAUGGCAAAUGGCACACACUGUGGAAAAUUGACAGAGUUACUGUAAUCAAAUCGUCCAGAAUCUUCUCUCCACAACUUGCUGAGUUGAGUUGUAGGACAAAGAAUAUACGUGUUGAGGUAGACUGUACAGGAUGUGGGACAUGGGUAGAGAUAGAUGCUAUACAACUACAUGGACGUACAUUUUUAAUUGAGCCACCACCUCCUCUGGAAGACCUAGCCACUGACUUGGGACAAAUGGUGAAUGACAGUAAAUUCAGUGACUGUCAGUUCCUGUUAGAAGGCAAGCAUACAGUGUAUGCACACAAGGUGAUCAUCUGUGCCAGGUCAGAUUACUUCAGGGCAAUGUUCUCAGAAAAGACAAAAGAAUCACAGAGUGGGAAUGCAAUAGAGAUAAAGGAUGUGCCCUAUAAAAGUUUUUUGGCUGUGAUACAUUUCUUGUAUACCAACAAUUUGCCUUCAGACCUGAAAACAAAGCAGCAGUAUGACACGAUCACACUCACUGAUGUAUGGAGAAUUGCAGACAGAUUCAGUAUGGCAGGACUGAAAACAUUAGCAGCUUACAUGAUCAGUAUAAAAAUAGAUGAAACUAAUGUAGUAGACACGUACGUUGCUGCUGUUGAUACACUUCCAUUGAUAGGUAAAUAUACCGUUACAAUCAGCAGCUUACAUGAUCAGUAUAAAAAUAGAUGAAACUAAUGUAGUAGACACGUACGUUGCUGCUGUUGAUACACUUCAAUUGAUAGGUAAAUAUACCAGUACAAUUAGCAGCUUACAUGAUCAGUAUAAAAAUAGAUGAAACUAAUGUAGUAGACACGUACGUUGCUGCUGUUGAUACACUUCAACUGAUAGGUAAAUAUACCAGUACAAUUAGCAGCUUACAUGAUCAGUAUAAAAAUAGAUGAAACUAAUGUACAUAGUUGACACGUACUUUGCUGCUGUUGGUACACUUCAUUUGAUAGGUAAAUAUACCAUUACAAUUAGCAGCUUACAUGAUCAGUAUAAAAAUAGAUGUAACUAAUGUAGUAGACACGUACGUUGCUGCUGUUGAUACACUUCAACUGAUAGGUAAAUAUACCAGUACAAUUAGCAGCUUACAUGAUCAGUAUAAAAAUAGAUGAAACUUAUGUUGUAGUCACGUACGUUGCUGCUGUUGAUACACUUCCAUUGAUAGGUAAAUAUACCAGUACAAUUAGCAGCUUACAUGAUUGGUAUAAAAAUAGAUGAAACUAAUGUAGUAGACACGUAUGUUGCUGCUGUUGAUACACUCCCAUUGAUAGAGGAAGUAAAGGACAACUGUAUGCUGUAUAUGUCCACCCACCUGCAGUCGAUCGUGAACACGCCAAGCUUUACUGCCCUACCUCAGGAUGUUAUGCUGGAAAUAAUCCAGGGAACUACAGCAAAGUUGAAGUUAUAAGAAAUGUUUAUAUCUUACGUUUGUUAGACAAAAUGCUCAUGCUCAUUCUCCAGGUCACUUUACAUUCACUAAUAUAUUUUCAGGGAUUUACUGUUGUUGUAGUGAAAUCAAUAGAUAAACACAGAAUGCAAGUUUUGUAAGGAAUGCACGAAGUCAAAAUCAAAAUUAAGAAUGGAAAUUCUUUUCUAACAGAGGGCUGAAUGUCAAAUAAUUAUAUUUAGUGAAGGACAACCUUUAGCUAAUUAGCUUUCUGUCCAAUGCCUUUGUCACUGAUAGUGUAAAUGAUUCAUGAAAUGACUUAAAAAAUAUGUUCAAAUGAAAUAAUAAUUUGUGGUUGCAUUUAACUAAAUAGAUUGAACAGUCAGACUUGUUUUGUGUUAAGAUACAAUGUGUGACAUCUGAAGCUAAUCUUGUCACAGGAUGCUUUUCUACUGAUAGAAAAUGUGUGCAAAUUGUAUGAGUGCAAAUUGUGUGAGUGCAAAUUGAAUUUUAGCAUAUUUACACCUGUAUGUGAUAUACGAUAUGUGUAAUGAUCUAUUAAUUUUCAAAGAUAUGUGAUAUUUAACUAUUUUAAUAUUGAUCAGUUUUAUACUUAUACCAAUUUUUGUUAUCUAUUGUUAAUAUAUAUUUGUUAGAUGUUUUUCUUAUUAAGGAAGCUGGCAUUCUUCAUUUGAUUUUGUUACAUUAUGAUUGUCAACCAUUAUCUUGUACAUUUCUGAUUUCAUACUGUUUUAGGUAUUAUGAUAUACACAUAUUAACAUUGUAUUUUUAAAGUAUUGUUAAGUAUACAGAAUACCUAAUAACCUACAACUUGUAAGUUUCUGAAGUUUUUGUAUUUAUUAAAUAUGGUUAUAAGAA